CGCGGCGGAAUAGUCUUUGGCAAGGUGGAUGGCAUGGAGAAGCAUCUCAAGCUCAAGGGAACCCAGUACAAUACACUGAUGGCGCUUUUCUACCCGACGUUCCUGGUCUUCCAGAUCCCGCUCAACUUUUUGUGCCGCAAGAUUGGCGCUCGCAAGCAUCUUCCAUCCAUGCUUCUUCUUGCUGGCACCAUGAGCGUUGGCGCCAUGGGUGCUCGGAAUUUCCAAGGCAUGGUCGCGAUCCGUCUACUUGAGGGCUUCGCUCAGGCAGGCUUUAUCUCAUCGCUCUACUUCACUUUCGGUCUCUGGUACCCGCGCAAGUACUUGGCUCCGCGCCUUGGGUUCGCACUGAGUACAAGUGGCCUUGCCGGUAUUCUCAACAACUUGGUC
Messenger RNA from Linderina pennispora, 387 nucleotides. RefSeq lists its product as uncharacterized. Gene Ontology annotation, biological process: transmembrane transport. Gene Ontology annotation, cellular component: membrane. The record is from RefSeq and is a predicted model, not a curated record. Gene Ontology annotation, molecular function: transmembrane transporter activity. The transcript has a single exon. The annotation marks the transcript as partial. NCBI's taxonomy places the organism in Eukaryota, Fungi, Kickxellomycota, Kickxellomycetes, Kickxellales, Kickxellaceae.